UAACUUUCUGCGUCUCCCCUCCCCCUUAUAAAUAUGCUUCUCCACUCACUUUUCUCUCGCAAGCUCCUCUAACCGAUUCUCCUUUGCCUUCUGGUGAUUUUCUCGCCAACCAAACACCUCAAAACUCUCUUUCCUAACUUUUCUCAGCAAUUUCUUCCAAAAUGAAGCAGCUCAUCCGCCGUCUUUCUCGCGUCGCCGACUCCUCUGAUCAGUAUAUCCUCCUCCGCUCCGACUCCCGCCGCCCUCGCCGACUGUUCACCGCUGAUGCUAUCACCAAAUCCUCGGCACGCCGCUCCGCUAACUCCAAGCCCGUUCCCGAAGGUCACGUGCCAGUCUACGUCGGCGAUGAGAUGGAGCGUUUCGUCGUGAGUACUGAGCUCUUCAACCACCCGGUCUUCAUCGGUCUCCUCAACAAGUCUGCUCAGGAGUACGGUUACGAACAAAAAGGAGUUCUUCGUAUUCCGUGUCACGUGUUCGUCUUUGAACGAGUCAUAGAAGCUCUUCGUCUUGGUCUGGAGUCACGUGACCUCCAGGAUCUAAUUGGCGCCUCCUCCUCCGAUGAGGUUUUCUAGAUCUCUAUUUUUUUUAAUUUUCUAUAUUUUUGCUUAGGGAGAUCAUCUUGAUAAGAAUAUAAUCUAUAAAUAUAGUGACAAAACGAGAUCGUUUUGAAGGAUUUUUCUUGUAAAUAUAUCCUUCUUUCGGUCUUUUUGAGGAGAUUUGUAGGGAUUGAAAUGUUGAUGCAAGGGAACUGAAACUCAGCAGCAAUUAACGUAGAAAUUAAAAUGCAAGUCAGGACUUGCGCAUUUUGCCUUUGUUUUUUCUUAGUAAUGACUUGCAUUUUUGUGUGCUAUUACUACCUCGAGAUGCCGUUUGGCUGCUGAGAAAAUUGUGUUAGCUGGUGGAAAAGGAAUAUAAUAAUUAAUCAAGUAAUAUUCAUUUGU
Molecule: messenger RNA, 941 nt
Organism: Mangifera indica (mango)
Lineage: Eukaryota; Viridiplantae; Streptophyta; Magnoliopsida; Sapindales; Anacardiaceae
Product: auxin-responsive protein SAUR71-like
Exons: 1
Coding region: 162-572 (136 amino acids)
Biological process (GO): response to auxin
Source: RefSeq, a predicted model, not a curated record